UCUGUCAUCAUCUAUAUUGCAUAUUUUCUCUCUCUCAUGCGCCAUGUUGAGUUGAAACCAAGGAUCGUUGUAGGUGGUUUCAGACCUCUAAAUUCUUCCUAAUUUCUAUGGCAAAAUCUGAAAAUUCCAAGUCCAAUUUCAUUCACCCCUCUGCUAAGGUCCACCCGUCCAACGACCCUGAUUCCGAUCCCAACUCCUACUCCCUUGAGAAGUUCAGACUCUAUGAAACCAGAGCGAGGUUUUAUCUUAUUGGGAGUGAUCGCAACAAGAGGUUCUUCCGGGUGUUGAAGAUUGAUCGCUCUGAACCAUCUGAUCUCAAUAUCAGUGAAGACCCUGUGGUUUAUUCCCCACAUGAAAUCAAGAGCUUGCUUCAGAGGAUUGCUGAAGGAAAUCGUGCCACUGGAGGACUAACCUUUGUUGCUAAGGUUUUUGGAAUUGCAGGUUGUAUUAAGUUUCUGGAGUCAUAUUAUCUAAUUUUAGUCACAAGGCGUCGGCAAAUUGGAUGUAUAUGUGGUCAUGCAAUUUAUGGUAUAGAUGAGAGUCAAUUAAUCCCGAUUCCUCAUGUCACAAUUCAAAGUGACUUGGCGCAUUCUAAAAAUGAGCUAAGGUACAAGAAGUUAUUAUCAAGUGUAGAUUUGACAAAAGAUUUUUUUUAUAGUUACACAUAUCCUAUAAUGCAAAGUUUGCAAAAAAAUGUGUUGUCAAUGGGCGAGGAAGGGAUGCCAUAUGAGAACAUAUUUGUGUGGAAUGCAUUUCUAACUCAGGCUAUUCGAUCGAGAUGCAAUAACACCAUUUGGACAAUUGCAUUGGUUCAUGGCCAUUUUAAGCAAAUUAGGCUCUCAAUCUUUGGAAGGGACUUUGGUGUUUCUUUGAUUUCUAGACGUUCUCGGCAUUUUGCAGGGACUCGGUACUUGAAAAGGGGAGUGAAUGAUCGGGGAAGAGUGGCUAAUGAUGUUGAGACAGAGCAAAUUGUUCUUGAUGAAGAAGCUGGGUCACGCAAAGGAAAAAUGAGUUCUGUUGUGCAGAUGCGGGGUUCAAUUCCCCUUUUCUGGUCGCAAGAAGCUUCAAGAUUUAGUCCUAAACCUGAUAUAAUUUUACAGAGGUAUGAUCCAACAUAUGAGGCAACAAAGUUGCAUUUUGAAGACCUGGCAAAGAGAUAUGGAAAUCCAAUUAUUGUGCUUAAUCUAAUCAAGCUCAUUUUAACGUUAAAAGUGCAGACUGUUGAGAAACGACCUCGAGAAAUGAUGCUAAGGCGCGAGUUUGCAAAUGCAGUUGGUUAUCUAAACCAGAUUCUCUCAGAAGAAAAUCAUCUCAAAUUUAUUCACUGGGACUUUCACAAGUUUGCAAAGAGCAAAUCUGCCAAUGUUUUGGCAGUUUUAGGUGCCGUAGCAAGUGAAGCACUUGAUUUGACUGGUUUUUACUAUAGUGGUAAGCCUAUUACUGUUAAAAGGAGAGCCACUCAACUCAGUCGAACAAGCACUGGAAGGGAUGCUUCUAUUAGAGAUCUGAGAGCUGGUUCAGGAGAUGUUGCAAGGAUUGGAAGUAGCAAUGAAACCCUAAAUUCUCUGAUUAAUCGGGAUAGAGAGUCUGAUUCUAGUCAACAAAUUAGAAAUAGCAAUUAUAACGGGGCAGCACCAUGCUUCCAAAGUGGAGUUCUGCGCACCAACUGUAUCGACUGUUUGGAUCGUACUAAUGUUGCCCAAUAUGCUUAUGGUCUAGCAGCUUUAGGCCGCCAACUCCAUGCAAUGGGUUUGACAGACAUGCCCAAAGUGGAUCCUGAUAGCACCAUUGCUGCUGCUUUAAUGGAUAUGUACAUAAGCAUGGGAGAUGCUCUCGCUCAGCAAUAUGGAGGCUCGGCAGCACACAACACUGUGUUUCCGGAGAGGCAGGGAAAGUGGAAAGCUACAACCCAAUCUAGAGAGUUUCUGAAGUCCAUCAAGAGAUAUUACAGCAAUGCUUACACUGAUGGUGAAAAGCAAGAUGCAAUAAACUUAUUUCUAGGUUACUUCCAACCACAGGAAGGGAAGCCUGCUUUGUGGGAGUUGGAUUCUGAUUAUUAUCUUCAUGUGUCUGGAAUUGGAGAUGAGCUCUUCCCUUAUAAGAGUUCACUAGCUGAUGCUAAACCUGGAGGAGCAUCAGGCAUCCCUCUCGCUCCUAUUCCAGCUUGGAAAGAAGACUUCUUGAGGAUAAAGAUGACAUCAUUUGAUAAAUUGAUAGAAAGGACAUGUAGUUCAAUAAAGAAUGUAAGACUUUGCAGCGAGCCAGAUCAAAAACAAGGUGGCAGUACAGGAACCUCUGGAGUGGCACCUGAUGCAGCUGAAAUACAGCUCAAAAGCCCAAACUGGCUAUUUGGCCAGAGAAAAUUUGAAGAUAGUGGCUCUGCCCUCAAAGUGGGAUCCCGUGAAAUUGCAAAUGAAGGAUCUCAUAAUGAGACAAAGCUCGAUGGUUUCUGUGAUGUGAACUGGCUUUCUUUUGUUGAAAAUAUGGAUGAAGAGGAUAUCUUCCAGAGGUACCUUGCAAUGACCUUAGUAGAUGAAGCUAAUGGUUGGUAUGGUGGAACUUUGCUUGGUGAUCAGGAUGAAAGCAGUGAGAUUUACAAGUUCUAUGCUGAACUAUGUCAGGGCCCUGCCAUGGAACCCUUCCAACACGAUCCAGAGAGGGAGAAGCACUAUGCUGAAGCUCUUGGUAUGGGAACCAUUGAUGGUGUGGAUGAUGCAAGCAUUGAAGCAGAGAUGGCUGCGGCUCUUGAUGAGUAUAAUCAAAUCGGUUCUGAUCUUGGGAUUGUCCCUACCACCUGCAAGUCUUUGGCUGAAGAUCCCACCCACUUGACAAGAUGGAUCAUUGGAGAAGGGAAGAUCCACAGAACCUAAAUCAAUAAUCAUCUUCAUUCUUCAUUACCCAAAUUCUCUUUUCUUCUCUGCUUUGGACUCCAUUACUAGAAAUAGUUUUCAGUUGUACAUGAAUUUUAUGGCACCGCAAAUUCUGUAUAGCAAUUAGAUUUGUAAUGAUGUUUAAUUACUAAUAUGCCUCUCAUAUUCUAUAUUAAACACGUGAUAUUACAAUUAUAUCUUAAAAUCAAUAAGAUGAGGCCUCUUUUUUAUU
This is a messenger RNA of Vitis riparia (riverbank grape), 3102 nucleotides long. RefSeq names its product phosphoinositide phosphatase SAC1. The transcript has 16 exons. Gene Ontology annotation, molecular function: phosphatidylinositol-3,5-bisphosphate 5-phosphatase activity. Gene Ontology annotation, biological process: phosphatidylinositol dephosphorylation. Gene Ontology annotation, cellular component: intracellular membrane-bounded organelle. Bases 108 to 2870 code for a protein of 920 amino acids. The record is from RefSeq and is a predicted model, not a curated record. NCBI's taxonomy places the organism in Eukaryota, Viridiplantae, Streptophyta, Magnoliopsida, Vitales, Vitaceae.